AUGACGACGACGACGACGACGACGACGACGAGAGGAAUUGCGACUUCGGCACCCAGGAUGCUGAGCGUGACGGCUGCGCGGGCGGCGGCGUCACUGACGGCAGAGAAGUACCCCAGCAUCAAGCGCGACCCGCGGUUCGCGACGCUGACGGCGGAGCACGUGGCAUACUUCAAGGAGCUGCUGGGGACGGAGUCGGCCGUGAUCGACGGGGUGUCGGAGGGCACCGGGGUGACGGAGGCGGACAUGGAGCCCUUCAACGAGGACUGGCUACACAAGUACAAGGGCCAGUGUCGGUUGGUGCUGAAGCCCGGGUCGACGGAGGACGUGAGCGGGAUCCUGAGGUACUGCAACGAGCAGAAGCUCGCGGUGGUGCCGCAGGGCGGCAACACGGGGCUGGUGGGCGGGUCGGUGCCGGUCUUUGACGAGAUCGUGGUCAACAUGAGCCGCAUGAACCGGAUCCACUCGUUCGACGAGGUCAGCGGCACGCUGGUGGCCGAGGCCGGGUGCAUCCUGGAGGUGGCGGACAAGUACCUGGCGGAGCGACGGCACGUGUUCCCGCUGGACCUGGGGGCCAAGGGGUCAUGCCACAUCGGCGGCAACGUGGCGACCAACGCGGGCGGGCUGCGACUGCUCCGGUACGGCAGCCUGCACGGCAGCGUGCUGGGGGUGGAGGCGGUGCUGCCGGACGGCAGCGUGAUGAACGACCUGUGCGAGCUGCGCAAGAACAACACCGGCUACGACCUGAAGCAGCUCCACAUCGGGGCCGAGGGGACGAUCGGCAUCGUGACCAAGGUGUCGGUGCAGUGCCCGCAGCGGUCGUCGGCCGUCAACGUGGCCUUCUUCGGGCUCGAGUCGUUCGACAAGGUGCAGCGGGCGUUCCGCGAGGCCAAGUCGCAGCUGUCGGAGAUCCUGUCGGCCUUUGAGCUGAUGGACGCGCAGAGCCAGGACCUGGUGCACCGGGUGCGCGGGGACCGGAAGCGGCCGCUGGACGGCCGCCACCCCUUCUACUGCCUCGUCGAGACGAGCGGGUCCAACGGCGAGCACGACUACGCCAAGCUCGAGGCCUUCCUCGAGGACGUCAUGGCCAACGACGUCAUCUCGGACGGCGUCGUGGCCCAGGACGAGACCCAGGUCCGCGCCCUCUGGAGCUGGCGCGAGGGCAUCCCCGAGUGCCUGGGCCACUGGGGCGGCACGUACAAGUACGACGUCUCCAUCCCCAUCGCCGAGAUGUACGACAUCGUCGACGACGUGGCGGCCCGCCUGGCCGAUGCCGGGCUCGUCGGCGACUCGGACGGCUUCCCCGUAGUCGGCGUCUCCGGCUACGGCCACAUGGGCGACUCCAACCUGCACCUCAACAUCGCCGUGCGCCGCUACGACGAGGCAGUCGAGAAGAUCCUCGAGCCCUACGUCUACGAGUGGAUCGCCAAGCGCCGCGGGAGCAUCAGCGCCGAGCAUGGCCUCGGCGUAGCCAAGAAGAAUUAUGUCCGGUACAGCCGUGAUGAGAGCUCUCUCCGUCUCAUGAAGCAGAUCAAAGAUCUGUACGAUCCGAAUGGAAUCAUGAACCCGUACAAGUACAUCUAG
Geosmithia morbida is the source of this 1581-nucleotide messenger RNA. Its product is annotated as (R)-2-hydroxyglutarate---pyruvate transhydrogenase. The transcript is spliced from 2 exons. The coding region runs from base 1 to 1581 and encodes 526 amino acids. Gene Ontology annotation, cellular component: mitochondrion. Gene Ontology annotation, molecular function: catalytic activity; FAD binding. The record is from RefSeq and is a predicted model, not a curated record. NCBI's taxonomy places the organism in Eukaryota, Fungi, Ascomycota, Sordariomycetes, Hypocreales, Bionectriaceae.